CCACUACACUAAAUCUUUGUAUAACUAAUCCUGUGACUACACUACCAGAGAGGAAGAGGAGAAGCGAGAGGGUUUACUCAGCCCAAUAUCUGUCAAUGAUUGAGUGUCGAAUUUGGUCAAUGGUUAGGAAUAUACCGAUAUGAAAGCAUGUGGAUCAUAUUGGGACACUCUUUUCACGCCACUUCGACACAAAAUGAUUUUCGUAGCAUGUUAGCAGAGCAUUUUCGCUAACCUUAACCGUACCCUCAGUCCCCGAACCUGCUACGUUAAUUAUCCUAACCUACGACGAAAAAGUCACUUCGGUAUCGAAGUGGUGUGAAAAUAGUGUUUUCCCUUCAACCUCCUGCCUGCCUUCCAUGUUUGAGGACAUUUAUUUCCAUUGUUAGAGCGGUCACUCGACUAUCUUGUCAAUAUAAUAGAACAUCGUUGACACCACGCCACUGACGACAUACAAGACGAAACCGAGCAGCACACAGCGAAAUCUGAAGGAUUGCAAACUAGCUAUAGCUGUCAUCAUGAACACCGAAUCUGUUGUCAUCGUUUCUGCUGCAAGGACCCCUAUUGGCUCUUUCAAUGGUGCUUUAUCCAGUGUGCCCCUCCAAGACCUGUGCUCGGUGGUGAUCAAGGAUGUUCUGAAGAGAGUCAACCUGAAGCCUGAGGAGGUGUCUGAAGUCAUCAUGGGGCACGUGCUGACUGCGGGUCAUGGGCAGAACCCAGCCCGACAGGCCAGUGUUGCUGCGGGCAUCCCCUACCCGGUGCCUGCCUGGAGCUGCCAGAUGGUGUGUGGAUCUGGGCUGAAGGCUGUGUGUCUGGGGUUUCAGUCCAUCCAGACUGGAGAGUCAACCGUGGUGGUAGCAGGAGGCAUGGAGAGCAUGAGCCGGGCUCCCCACACAGUGCAGAUGCGGGCCGGAGUAAAGAUGGGCGAUGCCACCAUGCAGGAUUCUAUCAUCUCUGACGGACUGUCCGAUGCCUUCCAGUGCUACCACAUGGGCAUCACAGCUGAGAAUGUGGCUAAGCAGUGGGGCGUGAGUCGCGAGGCUCAGGACCAGUUUGCUGCCCAAUCCCAGAACAGGACCGAGGCUGCCCAGAAAGCAGGACAUUUUGAUCAGGAGAUCGUUCCGGUCAUGGUGCCGUCCAGAAAAGGCCCAGUGGAGGUGAAAGCAGAUGAGUUUCCUCGCCAUGGCAGCAACAUGGACGCCAUGUCCAAACUGAGGCCCUGCUUCUUGAAGGACGGCAGCGGCACCGUCACCCCCGGCAACGCCUCAGGUAUAAAUGAUGGCGCCGCAGCAACUGUUCUCAUGAGCCAAUCAGAAGCUCAGAAUAGAGGCCUCAAGCCAAUGGCCAAAAUCACCUCCUGGGCACAAGCCGGCCUCGACCCAGCAAUCAUGGGAACUGGGCCUAUCCCAGCCAUCAGGAAAGCGGUUGAGAAGGCUGGUUGGCAGCUGGAUCAGGUGGACCUGUUUGAGAUAAACGAAGCGUUCGCUGCCCAGUCCAUCGCUGUGGUGAAAGAGCUUGGACUCAACCCAGAUAAGGUGAAUGUGAGUGGGGGUGCCAUCUCCCUGGGACACCCCAUAGGCAUGUCUGGCUGCCGGGUUCUGGUAACCCUUCUGCAUGCGCUUCAGAGGACUGGGGGUCAGAGAGGCGUGGCUUCUCUCUGCAUCGGGGGAGGGAUGGGUAUUGCCAUGUGUGUAGAGAGGGUGUGAAAACAAUACAUAUACACUGAUUCUGCAUUCAAGAUCACAACAUUGGCAAUCUUAUUGGGCCUAAAGGGAAAGUUCGAAAUGCUUUAUUACAUGGUUUCAGACGUUUUCUGUGGAGUGGUGUGAAUGGCGGUUAUAUUAGUACAGACUAUUGAUCAUUAAUUUCUCUCCGUCACUGCACUGAAAAUGAAGCAAUAUUGAUGUACUGUUGUGAUUCCUGAAUGCAAUCUAGGGGCUCUAUGCAAUCCGUUUCUUGGAAGUUCAGCGUUACUUAAAUUUAAAGGCAAUGUUCCUGCGUUAGCAGACUGCAUUCACGGUAAACGGUGCAUAUGUCGGCUUAUAUCGGAAAUUACCUUAAUUUCGAUGAUGAAUUGAGCCCUUGGUGAUGAAAACGGCAAAGGUCUGUUUAAAUCGAACGCUGUAUUGUGCACUGUGAUACUGUCAAUUGUAUACCAUCCAAUAUUGGUAUUUAUUUCCAUAGGAUGCGAAAGGCUUUUCCUGUGUUAAACUAGUCUCAAUGGGCAACACUUGCUAGUAGUCUUCAUUAUCUCAUCGGAAAUAUCAACUCAACUGAUGACAAAUGGUUUACAUUUCUUGCGUGCCAAAGGAACGAGAGACAUUGAAGCCCAUGAGGACUUGCUCACAUGACUUAAUACCCAACCUUUAGAGUAAAGAAUUCAGCCAGCCAACAUUCCUAAUUUUCCUGUUCCUUCUCAUGGAAUGCUAGCCAUGUACCUUACUGCUCCGAACUGUAGGAGAACGUGUAGUGUAGACUGCACCUGCAGCCUUCCUUAAAUGUGCCCUGAGGCAGAGUAAUCUAGCCUGCUGUAGGUAGGUAGCCUGUUGUAGGAAUUAAUGUACUUAUUACCUCUCCACUAACGCAAUUAUGGGAAAAUGUUUUACCUAGGUAUCCAAUUGUAUGACUUAUCAAUACAGAAAAUAAUUAACUGAA
Molecule: messenger RNA, 2652 nt
Organism: Coregonus clupeaformis (lake whitefish)
Lineage: Eukaryota; Metazoa; Chordata; Actinopteri; Salmoniformes; Salmonidae
Product: acetyl-CoA acetyltransferase, cytosolic-like
Exons: 10
Coding region: 516-1703 (395 amino acids)
Biological process (GO): fatty acid beta-oxidation
Molecular function (GO): acetyl-CoA C-acetyltransferase activity
Source: RefSeq, a predicted model, not a curated record